UGAAACAAACAAACAGCAAGUGGAACAUUAUUUCGUAUUUUGUCCAAAAUCUCAGGCGCUGAGGCCUGGAGAAACGUUUGUUGAGCUAGGAAAGGAUCCUACAGUGCUAGACCUCAUUUCUCUAAAGAGGUAGUGGUACUGUCUGGUGUCUGCAGUUGACGCCCUGUCGAGAGUUGAUCGGUUUUCCAUCCACAACGAUAGAGAGUGAAUCUGAAUUUUUUUGGUGAUGUGAAGUUAUUAAUUGGUGGACCAGCACUGAAGUAUAAUACUGUACAAGUUGCCAACCUUGCCAUCAUCAGGGUCCAAGGCUAAGGGAUAGCAUGGCUCAGCUACUUCUGCUGGUAUGGAAGAACUUUGUGCAGCAGAAGCGCAAGCCAGUCACCACUGUUCUGCAGAUAGUAUUUCCUAUCCUGUUCAUGGUGGUAAUGGCGUUGCUCCGGACUACUAGCAAAGAUGAAUACAAGUGUGUAGAGACCGAUGGUGAGCCAGGAUGCCAGUGGAAACCUUUCAGUGUCACAAAUCCGUCGAUUCCCCUGGCUCUCGUCAUUGAACGCACGUACAAGAAGAACAUGAGCGAGUUAAUCCCGGACAUUAUCGAAGGCAAAGUGAAGCUAAAGAUAGGUUAUUCACCCAACGCAUCAGAGUUUGUCAACUCAGCCAUGAGCAAUGCACGGGGCUUUAUUGACCAGUACGUACCGGAAGAGUUUAAGCAAUUUUCCAGCGUGCUCGCCUUUGAAGGGUUCGCGACGGAGACAGAGAUGGUGGCUGCCAUAAUGCAGGAAGCCAACGAUGAUGCGAUUAAACACAAACAGUUUUUCGGUUCGGUGGCGUUUGAUCCAGCCAUUGGGCAUGCUAGCAGCAACCUUGACUACGCGAUUCGCAUGGGAUCAGAUCCUCUCGUUCACUUUGAACAGAGUGAUAGUGACCCUCAGCAAGGUGGGCGUAAGAACUGGCUGACGGACUUGACAUUCCCAAUCUUCAUUCUGCAAGGACCACGUGCAAUUAACAAUUCGUUCGGUGGUGAGCCGUACUACUACGAGAACUUUUACCUCAACCUGCAGCACUCCAUCAAUGCCGGCCUCGUGCACACCCUUAGGAAUGGCUCGACGUCCGAGCCGCUGCCUGAUGUGCAGAUGCGACGAUUUCCGUUCCCGGAGUUUUUGGAGAACCGUUUUAUCAGCGCCGUUCAGUUUGGUCUGCCGCUGCUCGUCUUUCUGGCCUACAUUCUAACUGCGUUGGUUCUUGUCAGGGAUAUUGUACGCGAGAAGGAGCGUCGACUCAAGGAAUCCAUGAAGAUGAUGGGCCUGUCCAAUUUACUGCACUGGACGGCAUGGUUCAUCAACUACUUUUUCACUCUGCUCAUCAGCAUCAUAGCCAUGGUCCUGAUACUGAAGUAUGGCCGUGUGCUGGAGUACAGCAAUCCGCUGAUCGUGCUCCUCUUCUUCAUCUGCCAUGCCUGGUCCACCAUCAUGUUCUGUUUCUUUGUCAGCACCCUGUUUCAGCGUGCGGUGUGGGGCGCAGCUGGCGGUGGCAUCUUCUGGUUCCUCUCCUACACGCCUUACUUCUUUGUCCAGCAGCAGUACGACACGCUCAGCUUUGGUGCCAAAGUCGGCACUGGCACGUUCUUCAACGUGGCCAUGGCGUACGGUGCCCAGCUCAUUGGCAACUUUGAAGGCCAGGGCUCCGGUGUCCAGUGGAGCAAUCUCAACGUGGGAACCAGUGUGGAUGACUCAUUCACGUUUGCCACUGUGCUCGGCUUGCUGGUGUUUGAUGGUUUUCUGUACGGCCUGUUGGCAUGGUACAUUGAAGGUGUGUAUCCCGGUCAGUUUGGAUUGCCGCUGCCCUUCUACUUUCCAUUCAUGCCCUCCUACUGGUGCAGUCCUACCAGCAAAAUCACGGACGAAGACGAAGAAACAGAGACCAUGCCUUUGUCUGGCAGCCACAACAAAAAUGCGUCCAAACAUCUGUUUGAGCCUGAGCCGGAGUCGCUGCCAGCUGGUGUCCGGUCGUAUCGCCUGAAGAAGGUCUUCAAGACCUCGAAUGGCCCACUAGUCGCAGUCAAUGGUGUGUCACUCAACAUGUAUGAGGGUCAAGUGACUGUGUUGCUCGGCCACAAUGGUGCUGGCAAGACCACCUUCAUCUCCACGCUGACUGGGCUGUUUCCUCCGACCAGCGGCUCUGCCUAUGUCAACAAUUGCAGCAUUCUCAAUAACAUCAGCGGUGUUCGUGACAGUCUUGGCAUAUGCCCGCAGCACGACAUCCUGUUUGACAACCUCACCGUGCAGGAGCAUUUGGAAUUCUAUGCCCAGCUGAAGGGCUGCAAGCGCUCGGUGGUCAAGGCCGAAGUUGACAAAAUGCUGGCCGCUCUGAAGUUCACGCAGUUCAGAACACGCCGAGCCAAGGAGCUCUCCGGUGGCAUGAAGAGAAAGCUGUCAGUGGGAAUUGCUCUUGUCGGCGGCUCUAAGGUAGUAAUUCUUGACGAGCCUACAUCCGGCAUGGACCCUGCUGCUCGGCGUGCCACCUGGGAUUUGAUCAAUCAGUUCAAGGAGGACCGCACUAUCCUUCUUACCACCCACUUCAUGGACGAGGCAGACCUUCUCGGUGAUCGCAUUGCCAUCAUGUCGUCAGGAAAUCUCAAAUGUUGCGGCAGUUCCCUGUUCCUGAAGUCACGCUACGGCGUUGGCUAUCAUAUCAUCAUGGUGCGCGAGGAAGGCUGCGACAUUGAGCGUGUCGUCAGCAUGGUGAAAUCUCACGUGCCCGAAGCCACCGUGGAGAGUACGUCUGGCGCGGAACUGUCCCUCAUCUUGCCCAAGGAGUCUGCCAGUGCCUUUCCAGCAAUGUUCAAUGAGCUCCAGGCUAAUAGUACGGAGCUGGGUAUCAGCAGCUACGGUGUUUCAGUUACCACUAUGGAGGAGGUCUUUAUCAAGGCUGGCGAGGAAGGUGACUCGUUGGUGGCUGGUGAUGGUGCUGCCGCCUCUGCUGAUCAUUUACCUGAUGGAAGCUCCUCAUCAUCCAGUACUGAUGUGUAUGGCUCUACGGAAACCAAUCAAGUCACAUUCCGACGUGGUGGCGGUGGAACGCGUGCUUCCUACCAGCUACUGCACAACGAAACACACGUUGAUGUGAACGAAGGUCCACGCCGUGGCCUAACGCCGGAUAUGCUCAGCUCUGGCAUGCAAUUGCUACUUCGACAGUUCUACGCGCUGAUUGUCAAGCGCAUCAUUCACACGAUGCGCAACAAGUCUGGCGCUUUCACGCAGCUCUUCUGGCCGGGACUGUUCACUCUGUUUGGACUGAUCGCUAUCAAGACCAUCCCCGUGCCCAAAGACUCGCCGUCGCGCCUUACCUCCUAUUCCUACUACGGCUCAUCUUCCAUCUACUACAACGACGUCGGCGGCCCGUCGACACCUUACUCGCAGGCAUUUGCCGGCCAGUUUGCCAACACAUCCUAUGUGCAAGUGCAAGGUACGUCGGAGACCAUGGGCAACUGGACAGAGUUUGGCGACUACCUGCGCAACGCAACCGACUCCGAUGGACAGAACAACAUUGCCAACUUCAAUAAGCAUCACCUGACGGGCGCAUUCUUUCAGGAAGACCUCAUCACGGUGUACUUCAACAACAUCGCUUUCCAUGCCAUUUCCGAGUCGCUGGCAGCCGUUGGCAAUGGCUUGUUGCAGCGUGAAUUCCCGGGCAAGAAGAUCUCAGUGACCAAUCACCCCCUGCCAAGAACGGCCAAGGAGGAAGUUGAUCAGCUACGACUCGAUGGCAGUGGGUUUGCGCUUUCCUUCGACGUCUUGUUUGGCAUGGCGUUCUUGGCAUCCAGCUUUGUGCGCCUAGUCGUGGCAGAGCGUGAGAACAAGGCCAAACACGUGCAGUUCGUCAGUGGCGUCCACCCGGUCAGCUACUGGCUGUCGGCCAUCGCCUGGGACUUGAUCAACUACAUGGCACCGGUAAUAAUGAUCCUGGUCCUGUUUGGUGCUUUCCAAACGCCGGCGUACACCAAGGAUGGCAACAUCGGCCUGGUGUUCCUCUCGCUCCUGCUCUAUGGAUGGGCCAUCAUCCCACUCAUGUACCUGGUCUCGUUUGCCUUCAGCAAACCUGCAUCGGCAUUUAUUCUGCUCACGCUGUUCAACAUUGUGACUGGAGAGGUGGCCAUUAUUGUCAUCUUCAUUCUGGAUAUUCUCAAGGAGGCUGCCACUGCCAACGCCCUCAAGUGGGUCUUCCUCUUCUUGCCGAACUUCUGCCUCGGACAGGCUCUGUCUGAUCUGUAUACCAAUUACGCCACCUCACAAUUAUGCGAACAAAGUGCAAUCCUCGAAGAAUUUUGCAUCGAACAGAAGGUCAGCUGGCAGUCCAACUAUCUGUCGUUGACGCCACCUGGAAUUGGUCGCUAUCUGGUCUUCAUGGCUGGUGAGGGUAUUCUCUUCUUUCUGCUAGUUCUACUUGUGGAGUCCGACUUCAGCUCAUGGAUACGCACCUCUCUGGAACGCUCGGCGGCCAUGGACUUAUCGUCGAACGUAUCGGAUGAAGAUGAGGAUGUGCGCAGCGAGCGCCUUCGCGUGGAGAGCUUGGACAACCGUGGACGUGUCAACGCCGCCAAGGCCAACCCUGACAUUCUGGUUGUGCGGGAUCUGAACAAGAUCUACAACCCUCUUCCUUGCAUGUCGGGUUCAUCAGCGCAUGCUGUCCAGGGUAUCUCCGUCGGUGUUCCGACGCGCGAAUGCUUUGGUCUCCUGGGAGUGAACGGUGCUGGCAAAACUACAACGUUCGGCAUGUUGACCGGUGACAUUCCUGUCUCGGCUGGAAAUGCCUACCUUGAUGGACACAGUAUAGUGAAGGACCAGCAGAUGGUACGUCAGCGUAUUGGCUACUGUCCCCAAGUCAACGGUCUGAUUGAUCUGCUCACUGGCCGAGAACUUCUCACCAUGUUUGCUCGUCUUCGUGGUGUUCCCGAGCGCCUCAUUCCUGGUGCUGUUCAGAAGCUCAUUGAGAGCCUGCUGCUGCAGAAACAUGCAGAUCGGCCAUGUGGCACGUAUAGUGGUGGUAACAAGCGUAAGCUGUGCACAGCCAUCGCACUGGUGGGUGACCCACCCGUGGUCUACCUGGACGAGCCCACCACCGGCAUGGACCCGGUGGCCCGGCGCCAGCUGUGGCAGGCGCUGUGCCGCGAGCGUGAGCAGGGCUGCUGCGUGGUGAUCACGUCGCACAGCAUGGAGGAGUGCGAGGCGUUGUGCACGCGCCUUGCCAUCAUGGUCAGCGGGCGAUUCCGCUGCCUGGGCAGUCCGCAGCAUCUCAAGAACCGCUUUGGCGACGGCUACACGGUCAGCGCCCGCCUACGAGAGGGUGUUGCCACCGACGACUUCAAGUCCUUCAUGGUCUCCACUUUCCCCGACUGCAAUCUCAAGGAGGAGCACUUCGGCCAGGUCACGUAUCAGGUUCGCAACUCUACGCUGGCCGACAUUUUCGAAGUGGUGGAAAAUCACAAGGACCAGUUCAGCGUGGAGGACUACUCCGUGUCUCAGACCACCCUGGAGCAGGUGUUCCUACUCUUUGCGCGGCCUGAUAUCGACAAGAACGUGCAGGAUUGGAUGCACUAGCACGGUGCAACCUGCAGGCCACAGCCGCUUUGAUGAAUAGCCAUUGCAAGUUGAUCGCAUGAUUUUGCUGCCAGUGCAGCGGAGACGUCGCCACACCAGUGCUGCCUGAGAUUGCAUGUAGAUUGUAAUGCUUUAGCUGGUCUUAGCUUGGGUGUACAGGCACUGCAGGCAGUGCUGGCCUUUGUGUGUAGCAAGAAUGAUCAUUGUCAUCAGCAUAGCCUUCCACUCUGCCUCUUUCCUUCCUGCAUUGCUGAGACAAGUCAGCGGGCCCUCUGUUCUCUGUAUUUGCCUCUCUACCACGGAUAUUUAUGCUCGACAAUUGUGUUCGUACCUUUCUCCGCACAGGUUUGUUUUCCCUUUACCACAUGUUGUCUUCUCAUUUGACUUCCUUCUUUUCUUUUUCCACCUAGGUGUGACAUGUACCAGUUAUGUGGUAUGUUGACGUUUCUUCUCUGUGCGUUUGAACUGCAUUCUCUUUUUUCCCUGCAAGCUUUUUCUGGAUGUGACCAUGUGACAAUUCCUGUUUAUACCAUUUGAAAGAAAUGAUACCCAAGCAUCGAUGAAUUUUUAUCAGGGAGUAGUAAAAUAUUCUACUCCCUGACUUUUUAUGGUAAAUUUGAUUUUCUACUACUGAAAUUUUGUUUCUGCAGAGUUGUUUUAUCCAGCUUUAUUCUAGAUUGAAUAUUCUGCUACGCAUUCUCUCUUUUUUCUUCCCAUUCACGACUUAUUCUGUUUUGUGCAGACGUUGUGCGUCUUGUUUCUUGUUAGGUUGCUGCCCGUUUUGCUCUAUCUAGAUACAGAUGGCACGUUGUCGUUGUCGCAGCCUAUGAUGCUAUCAGCUAGUCACUAGCAUUGUGUUUCCCAGCAUGCGAUCGUCUCACACAGCAGUACAGGCUCUGAUUCAUCACAAUCAAUGCUGUGCUUGGAUUUUUUUAAUUUUUCUUACUGUGCACACGGACAGGUUUUUUCUUCUUUUUUCAUUUCUAUCUUUGCAUGCAUCUCAAUCAUGUGCAUGUGUAUAAUUCUCCUGUUACAUUUCGCUUCGCCGUGACCAUGGUGACUAUUUUUCCACAUACAUACUAGUAGCUAUUCUUCCCCAAAGUGCCCAAGUUUACUUCCA
Sycon ciliatum is the source of this 6717-nucleotide messenger RNA. Its product is annotated as phospholipid-transporting ATPase ABCA3-like. Gene Ontology annotation, cellular component: intracellular membrane-bounded organelle; membrane. Gene Ontology annotation, molecular function: ATP hydrolysis activity; ABC-type transporter activity; lipid carrier activity. Lineage: Eukaryota; Metazoa; Porifera; Calcarea; Leucosolenida; Sycettidae. The transcript is spliced from 16 exons. The coding region runs from base 321 to 5597 and encodes 1758 amino acids. Gene Ontology annotation, biological process: lipid transport; transmembrane transport. The record is from RefSeq and is a predicted model, not a curated record.